UUUUUAUUAAACUGAUUGAAGUAAUGGCAAAUUGAAGGAGAUUUUUAUUCGAUAAAACAUGGACGAAUCAUUUGACCUUCUUUGUUCCAUGUCUCCAAAAAUACGAGGCCGGCAGGAAACUUGUAACAUAAACCAUGUUUCAAGACUAGCUCUCAGAAAACACUUUAGACGAUCUCUAAUCUUUGACAAAUCGUUUAGAAAAGAAGAUUUGGCCAUUGCAGAAGUUGAUACAGAAUCCUCAGAGAGUGUGUCAAGCUUUAAGGAAUCUAGAGACUCAAAUGAUUUUGUUAUUAUCGAUUCAGAUGACGAUUCGAGAGCGAAGCCUCAAAAUCGUGAACCAAAAAAUACAAGGAUACAAGAGUGGCUGAAUGAUAUUGAUGAUGAUAAAGAGGCUGAAACUUUUUACAGUCAAGUAUCAACGAUAUUUGGAGACGAAUCUCAGAAAAUUAACCAUAUAGCUGCUUGCUCUAGUUUCAAUGACAAUAAUCUAAAUCCUAGAUUUGAUGAGUUAUUUAUUAAUAAGAAGAAACAAUGCCAGCAGAUAAACGAAUCAUCACAGUUUAGUUUACAUUCUUAUGUAAUGGAUAGCUUUGAAGAAAAUAAAACUCCUGAUGACAUUCUUAUUACUGACAAUAAGAAAAAAAUUAUGCACAAGAAGAAAAGAAAUUUACAUUCAGCCCUACUGGAUAGCUUGGGAAAAAAUAAAUCUUCUAGUGAGGAUCCCAUAACCGACAAGAAGAACCAUAGUAUCCAGGUAGAUCAACCAUCUGUUGAAUCUCCAUUUAGUUUACAUUUAGACCUACUAGAUAGCUCAGAAACAAAUAAUAAUUCUAGUGGGGAUGGCAUGACCAGCAAGAAGAAACAUAGUAUCCAGAAAGAUAGACCAUCUGUUGAAUCUCCAUUCAGUUUACAUUUAGGCCUACUAGAUAGCUCAGAAACAAAUGAUAAUUCUAGUGGGGACAGCGUAACUGGCAAGAAGAAACAUAGUAUCCAGAAAGAUAGACUAUCUGCUGAAUCUCCAUUUAGUUUACAUUUAGGCCUAUUAGAUAGUUUAGAUAAAAAUGAAACUGCUCAUGAUGACAAUGGUCCACAACAAAUACUUGAUAAUAACAAAAAAGCUGUCCAGCUAAAUAAACACAGGGGUCUAUUAGAUAACUGUAACAUACAAAAAACAGCUAAAGUUAUAAUAGAUGACAGUAGAUUUGACGAAGAGAAGAAAAUCGAAGAACUCAAUGAAUCAUCAUUCAGUUUAGGUUUAGGUCUAAGUGAUAAUUUAGAAACAAAAUUAGAAAAAAAUAGAUCUCAGAUUGUUAAUAAGACUGAAAGCCUGAAACUUGAUGAUUCACCAUCUAGUGUAGGUUUAGGUCCAAAAGACAGUUUAGAAAAUAGUAAAAAUCACAUUAAUAAAGAAAAAAGUAAACAGAAGCUUCAAUUAGAUGAAUUAUCAUCAUUACCAUUGGGUUUUGGCAGAAGAGAUAGUUUAGAAAAACAAAAAUCUAUAAUUAUUAUUGAUGAUACAAUUGAUAACAUAGAAACCCCUAAAAAAUCUCCAGAAGUACUUCCGAGAGACACGUUUGUAUCUGUAAGAAAAAAAAACAAGAUCACAGAAGUCGUUCCCAAAACCCCAGACCUCAGCAUAAAAGAAGCUUCUUCAAUUCUGGAUUCGAUUUACGGUAAAAAAUGGAGAACAAACAAGGAUGAGGUGCUUUUGUCUUUGUCCGAACCAAAAAAAAAGCAGCCAAAACCUAAAAAUAUGGAAAAAAAGGUUGAAGCUCCCAAAACAGAGAGAGUUUUGAAGCCAAAAAUUAAAGGAAACUUGUUGCCUUCUAAAAAGCUUAAUUUUGAAAGAUUGAAAAAACCAGUAGUAGAGUCGCCUUGGGCUAAAAGACUUGAAGGCCUAGUCGAUUCAGAGUCGAGCAGUGAAGAAAACAAUUUGAAAAAACUCACAGAUAUAAAACCAUCCAAAGUUCGUUUAAACUUCAAUGAUAGUCCCAUUCCCAUCAGAAAACCACUGAGCAGUAUUAGGAAUAAAGAAAACAAUCCUCAAAAUACAAAGAAGAGAAAUAUCAAAAAAGCUUCCAGCAGUUCGACUAGUUUCAGUGAUGAUGAUUACCAGGUAUCUACAGAUGAAGAAUACGAUAAGGAAAUUCGGAUUUUGGAAACUAAAAGGAAGAGCUUGAUGCCUCAAAAGCAAACCAAAUAUAGCUUUUUGGAGUCAUUGUCAGGUUCAGUUCCAUUGAAUAAAUGCGACAUGUCCGCGCGUAUUUUCCGCAGUAAUUUCAAACAACACCGUCAAGAAUUAGCCACUAGACUAUUCAAAUUAUUUAAUGAAAAAGUAUUCGGCAAUGCCCUUCUGCCAGACACUGAACUAGAAUGGAACGAUAAACUAAGAAAAACCGCCGGUUUAUGCUACUGCAAAAAGAUCACACACAAAAAUAAAACAGUUGAAAGAAAAGUCCGGAUUGCGUUAUCAACCAAAGUGUUAGAUUCCACUGAUAGACUUAGGGACACUUUAGUCCAUGAAAUGUGCCAUGCAGUCACUUGGAUUGUUAAUGAAGUUUCCGACGGACAUGGAGCCUAUUGGAAAAGCUGGGCGUUUAAGGCUAUGAACGUUUUUCCCGAAUUGCCAGCAAUAAGUCGGUGUCACAAUUAUGCAAUUAAUAGCAAAUAUACGUAUAGAUGUACAAAAUGUGGAUACAGUUUUGGAAGACACUCAAAAUCUUUGGACGUUGAACGCAAACGUUGCGGUCAUUGCUAUGGAAAAUUUGAGGUUCUCAUCAAUAAAACUACAAAAAAUGGUGAAACUAAGGCCGUCCUUGUUGGUGAAAAAAAGACCACCGGAUUUGCAUUGUUUGUUAAAGAGAAUUAUGCCAAAUUCAAGGAUCCAAGCAAAAAACAUGGAGACGUUAUGAAAAUUUUGGGGCAGAAGUUUGCUGAAUUAAAGGUGAAAAAUUAGUACUUAUACAUGGUGUUUCAAAUUUGCGAGUAAGUAUGGAAAUUUCGGUAACCAUAAGAGAUACACAGGGUCGGUUGAAUUGGUGCAAAGUUACGCAAAUUCUUUCUCUAUGGUUAUCGUGAGCCCCAUACUUACUCACAGAUCUGUAACACCCUGGUAUAUACACUGAUAUAAAUAAGUACAAUCGUUCAAAUUCAACUAUGGGGUUUUUAUGUUUUUUUUUUUUAUUGUGGGAUUUAUGUAAAAAUCUGAGCCCCUGAGACUUGUAAAUAUUUUAAAUUCUACAUUGAGCAAAGUAGGUAAAUAAUUUUAAGUCUGACAAAAUACUCAAAAGUAUGUAUUAGGCAUUAGAGUUUAUUUUUUUGUAAAAAAAAGAAGUUUUUUGUAAGAUUUUUUAAAAACCUACAGAGUUUGACACAAUUUAUGUAAUAUAAUUAGUUGUUGCAUUGAUAGACGUGUUUCUUAAAUAAUAUUUUAUUCAACUUUUCCAAUUGAAAUAAUCUAUUUGGGUAUAGCACGGGUAGCGUUCAGAACUACUGUUGCAUUGUUAUGCAUUGGCAUAGUAUCAUCUCCUGAAUCUGGGAUGCUUAUUUGGAAUUGCAAAAGCACUACUAAAUAGGUAACCAUUGUCGCCAACAACUGAAAAUAAAAGUAUUAAGAAAAAAAAAUUAGUCAAGUGUCACGUACGGAUUUGAAUAGGGUGCGGUUAACAUCAAAAAAUCCACACAGGCACAUAUCAGUUGGGUUCAUCUCAGUUGCUCUUAGGAACAUAUUUAGCUGGAAAUUAAUGAAGGUAUAAAACAGCUUAAAUUUGACAGUCUAAUAGCUACUUACUUCUUGCUGAGCAUCUUCAUUCAUCCAAGUAAGUUCAACCAAAAGUAUUUUCUUUUGGAAAAAUAUUCUCACCUAAAAUUCCCAAUACUAAACACAUUUGACUAUGAGUCUCCGACUACUUACACAAGUUGAAGCAUAAUGCGCCUCAUCGCAAAUAAAAUAUAACAUUAUUACAGCCGAUAUUCCCGUUAUAGUCAGUCCAAUGUCCUUAGUACCCAAUCCGUCUUGGAUUUGGGACAAUAGUCCAUAAAUAGUCAAAGUUAUGACAAAAAAGAGGUAGAGGCAUAAGAAUGUUAAAGCAUAUCCAAAAGAAUUGCCAACGUUUCUUAUUAUUCUGCUUAGCAUCAUCCAUAAAGAUCUAUAGUCUGCUACUCUGGUGGAUGGGCCAAUAUUUCUCAAAGCAAACUGAAAAUCGUCUGCCAUUAUUGUAGCAACUUUUCCUAUAAUGUCACAGUAAAUGUACCAAGCACCACCCAGCAUGUAGGUUAUUACGUUUAUG
Molecule: messenger RNA, 4289 nt
Organism: Ceutorhynchus assimilis (cabbage seed weevil)
Lineage: Eukaryota; Metazoa; Arthropoda; Insecta; Coleoptera; Curculionidae
Source: the annotation of a GenBank genome assembly